This is a messenger RNA of Gorilla gorilla gorilla (western lowland gorilla), 4218 nucleotides long. It is a transcript of the gene GAL3ST2, whose product is annotated as galactose-3-O-sulfotransferase 2. The record is from RefSeq and is a predicted model, not a curated record. Gene Ontology annotation, biological process: glycolipid biosynthetic process; glycoprotein biosynthetic process. The coding region runs from base 1 to 1302 and encodes 433 amino acids. Gene Ontology annotation, molecular function: galactosylceramide sulfotransferase activity. Lineage: Eukaryota; Metazoa; Chordata; Mammalia; Primates; Hominidae. Gene Ontology annotation, cellular component: membrane. The transcript is spliced from 4 exons.
AUGGGGGGCUUUGCCCAGAGGAUGGGGGACCCUGGCUCCCCGCCCGACUCCACGGUCAGGCCUUAUCCAGAUCUGCUCUUCCCUGAUUUGGCUGUACCUGCUAGGCUCCUGGGACCCAGGCCAGGCCUCCUCAUAUACUUCCGGGUCAUCCUCCUCCUCCUCCUGGCCCUGACUCUGCUCCUGCUGGCCAGAUUCCUGCACUCGGACUUAGAGCUGGACACACCCCUGUUUGGGGGCCAGGCUGAGGGGCCGCCGGUCACCAACAUCAUGUUCCUGAAGACGCACAAGACGGCCGGCAGCACGGUGCUCAACAUCCUCUACCGCUUCGCCGAGACCCACAACCUGUCCGUGGCGCUGCCCGCAGGCUCACGCGUCCACCUGGGCUACCCCUGGCUCUUCCUGGCGCGCUACGUGGAAGGCGUGGGGUCGCAGCAGCGCUUCAACAUCAUGUGCAACCACCUGCGGUUCAACCUGCCUCAGGUGCAGAAAGUCAUGCCCAACGACACCUUCUACUUCUCCAUCCUGAGGAACCCCGUGUUCCAGCUGGAGUCCUCCUUCAUCUACUACAAAACCUACGCCCCCGCCUUCGGGGGCGCCCCGAGCCUGGACGCGUUCCUGGCCUCGCCGCGGACGUUCUACAACGACAGCCGCCACCUCAGGAACGUCUACGCCAAGAACAACAUGUGGUUCGACUUCGGCUUCGACCCCAACGCGCAGUGCGAGGAGGGCUACGUGCGCGCGCGCAUCGCCGAGGUGGAGCGGCGCUUCCAGCUGGUGCUCAUCGCCGAGCACCUGGACGAGUCCCUGGUGCUGCUGCGGCGCCGGCUGCGCUGGGCGCUGGACGACGUGGUGGCCUUCAGGCUCAACUCCCGCAGCGCGCGCUCCGUGGCCCGCCUGUCGCCCGAGACCCGGGAGCGCGCGCGGAGCUGGUGCGCGCUGGACUGGCGCCUGUACGAGCAUUUCAACCGCACCCUCUGGGCGCAGCUGCGCGCCGAGCUGGGGCCGCGGCGGCUGCGCGGGGAGGUGGAGCGGCUGCGCGCCCGGAGGCGCGAACUCGCGACCCUGUGCCUGCAGGACGGCGGCGCGCUCAAGAACCGCACGCAGAUCAGAGACCCGCGCCUGCGCCCCUACCAGUCCGGCAAGGCCGACAUCCUGGGUUACAACCUCCGGCCGGGCCUGGACAACCAGACGCUGGGCGUGUGCCAGAGGCUUGUGAUGCCUGAGCUCCAGUACAUGGCCCGCCUGUACGCCCUGCAGUUCCCAGAGAAGCCCCGCAAGAACAUCCCGUUCCUGGGGGCGUAGAGGGGCCGGGCUGGGGACGAGGCCUCCUGCGGACACCAGCUCCUCUCUCCGCCGUCACCGGGGAGGCCGAGGAUCCUUGCAGGGCUUCUGGGACGUUGGGAAACCCAGGCCCGCCGGCCACGGCUCUAAAAUGAAGAGGGCGGAGACCCCGGUGAAGAGCACCCCCCACAAUCCGCGCAGAUCCCUCCCAGAGAGGGCCCUGAGCCCAGGCGGCAGCCACCCGCCCCCCCUUCCGAGGCUGUGCCUCUGUUCGCUGAAUAGAACUGAACACGAGGGUGGGGAGUGGGGGAUGCUGGAUCACAGGUCAGCACCUGCCCGGCAGGAUGCGCAUGCCUGUGAGCCCCGGGACUCCCCAGGGUCCUGGGCACUGGGGCUGUGGGUCCUCGGAGGAACUCAGAGUGGUUCCCCUGAAUUUCCCGGCCCUGGCGACAAGGUGCUGGUCCCAGAGACAAGUGCAGGCACAGGCAGUGCCACAAAGACCGGCCCGGGAGCGGGGCAGGGGCCAGGGCUCAGCCGCUCCCGAACAGCUCCACAUCUGUCGCUGUAGGAGGUUUGGUUCUGAUGGAAGGAUGUUUUCUACAGAGAGAUGGCACAACUGCUCACAAGACCAGGGUUCUAGCCGGAGCCCAGGUCGAGCUCAGCUCCACGACUCCUGCUGGUCAGCCCCUAAUGCCUCGUGAAGGAGAGGAGUCUCACUUGCCAAAGGAGGCUGGAGUGGUUGGGGGUCCACACACCCUUGGUUGCCUUGGAGACCACGUUGGGUGUGGUGCCAGAGGGCAGCUGUGGGUACCCCUCUUUGUCAUUCACAGGGAGGGACAGAGCCUCCCUGCCUGGCAGGACGUGAUCCCUGGCUGCCAGGGGCUCAGCGGUUAAAGGGGGUGCACUCGCCGGGACCAGCCGAUGCCUGGGGCACCCAGGAAACGCAGCUACUCUGCAGCAUGCUCAGCCUGGAGGCUGAGACCCCAGCAGUGGAUCUAGGCCUGCAGGUCUAGGUGUGUCCACGCUUUUUUGGGGACGGGAAACCAGCAUUUCAAAGAAGGGAGAGAACCCGAAACAGCAGCAUAGGCAGCUUCCUCGGACCCCAGUGUAAUGGGGGAGCUUCAGGAAGAGUGAAUUUUCAGUGAGAGUCGGCCGUGAAGAAUGGCAGGAGCUCUGCUGAGUCAGAGUCAGCCAGGGACCUCGGCAGGCCACCCUCCCUCCCCCCUCAGCCCAGGGAAGGCACAGGAGAGGAUCCUGCCAGGUAAAGGGAAAGCGGCCCGGGAGGAGCCCACGUGCCAACAACAGGAGUCCCAGAAGACAGAAAAGACCACAGAUGAGAAAGCAGGUCACGCAGAGAACAAAACGUUCCCGGACCAAACCCAGGGUCGGGUUGCUCAUUCCCGAGGCCCGACAGCGAGACGCAGAUGAACUGGGGAAGAAGAGGGAUUUUAUUUCUGUAACUGGUUACAGGGAGAAGGCCUGGAAAUGAUCGCCAGACCAACUCCAGAUUACAGAGUUUUUCCAGAGCUUACACACCUUCUAAGCUCUGUGUCUCCGUGUCAGUGUGCAUUCGUCUAAAGACGUACGUGAUUCAAUUCUUCUCAUCUCUAACUGAGGUCUGGUCCUGAAGAUCUUCCUCUGGAGACUCAGUAAAUUUACUUGAUCUAAAUGGGCCCAGGUGUUUACCCUUAUCUUGUCUUCUGCUAAGUCAUGGAAGUUUGGGGAGUUCCUUCUCCACUUGUUUGUGGAGGCCUGGGGAGUUUCUUCAGACCCCCAAUAAAACUUGUUUAAUCCUAAACGGGUCCUGGUCUUAUCACGCUUCAAGGCCCAAGAAAGCCCCGGGCAAAACUCUUGGUGGGCUUUUGUUACAUCCCAGCCUUUGUGUGAGGGCGCUGGCUCUCAGCUUUCAGGAUUUCACCUCACCCUCAGUCAGUGCUGAACAGUUGUCGCGGAGGCCUGCGUGAGUGAGGCCUGGCCUGCGCUGGAAACGUUCCCCUGAGUUGAAGAAAGACUCACAGUUUUCAGCAUCUAGUUACCCUCUGAGCAUCGGGCAGAACCCGCCGGCCCCAAAUUCAGCAUCCAGUUACUCUCUGACCAUCAGGCAGAACCCGCCGGCCCCAAAUUCAGCAUCCAGUUACUCUCUGACCAUCAGGCAGAACCCGCCGGCCCCAAAACCAGGCCCCCUGGGCACAUGUGGGCCCAAGUGAGUCCAGCAUGAGGAGGUGCCGCUUCUGAGCAGAGCUCAGGUCGUCUCUGGGAGGAGGAGCGAGCGUUGGGCGCGGUGGCCGCUGCGUUGGCAGCCCUGUCCCCAGGCGUGGACUCUGCCCUCAGCUUCACAGUCACUGAAGAAAUGAAGUUACAGGAGGGGCGCACCAUCCUUUUGUCUCUGCCUUUGAGGUUGGCGGGAACUGAAACUGGUACUGUCUUUUUGAAUAGAAAUUUGGGGUCUUUCUGGCAACGUAAAACUGUGUGUAGUUUGCAGUAGAGAGUGUUGAGAACAGCCUGUCCGGGCUGUGCAUUGAGAAGGGGCGGUUAAAAUGCUGCCACAUCGUGCAGCCCAUAAAAGGGGGACACAGAGUAGCCCAAACUGCUCUUGGGGGAGGGGGCACGUCCCAGCCUUCCGUGUGAUGCUGGGGUCAGCGUGGCCCCUCGGCUGCCAGAGCUCACGAAGACGGUUAAGGAAGGCUUCCCCCUGGUGGCUUUCACCCCACGGGGACAGAGCCCCAGAUGUGCCCAGGGACCUCUGAGCAGCCGUGGGCCACGGGGUGACAGUUGGGGGUUGGUGGGACCCAUGGCUGGCAUAUACCCUGGGUAGACGGUGGCUUGUCCAGGCAGAGAUGCCCAGGGGAAGUGGGUGGCACCUGAGGGCAGAUCUGACUUUUCAAGAGAAGCUGAAAACACGGGUUUUUCUGUGAAAUCUCUAGAUUAAAAACAGUG